Oncorhynchus mykiss (rainbow trout) is the source of this 2618-nucleotide messenger RNA. RefSeq lists its product as uncharacterized. The record is from RefSeq and is a predicted model, not a curated record. Gene Ontology annotation, biological process: regulation of vascular permeability; positive regulation of cellular extravasation. Lineage: Eukaryota; Metazoa; Chordata; Actinopteri; Salmoniformes; Salmonidae.
ACCUCAAACAUAAUCCUGUCUUCUCACUUUCACACCAUAUUACGCUCAGGAGAGAAAACUGGAACUUUACUGUUUGGGCUGUCAAUGUGUGCUACCUUAGCUCAGAAGCGGGAUACUAUCUUCACCACCAGGGUCUGCCUCAGAUAUCGCCACUACCAGGGUCUGCAUCAGAUAUCUCCACUACCAGGGUUUGCCUCAGAUAUCUCUACUACCAGGGUUUGCAUCAGAUAUCUCCACUACCAGGGUCUGCAUCAGAUAUCUCCACUACCAGGGUUUGCAUCAGAUAUCUCCACUACCAGGGUUUGCAUCAGAUAUCUCCACUACCAGGGUUUGCAUCAGAUAUCUCCACUACCAGGGUUUGCAUCAGAUGUCUCCACUACCAGGGUCUGCCUAAAAUAUCUCCCAUCUUAUCUAUUUAUUUGGCUUUUUGUUUGGGAAAGAAGAGUUCAGUGCUUGUGGUUUAACGCUCUCUACUUGGUCCUCAAGAAGUGGACCCCAUUUGAACCCUCUAAAUCGGUCUGUGAUUGGCUGUUUCUCAGUAAGGGUGUUCUGUACUGUACUGUGCUUCAGCGGCUAAACAGCCAUGUACAAAAGCAGUUACUCCCAGGCCAAGUUUGGCUUGGAGGCCAGGAGGAAGAUCCAGAAGCCCAGAGGGAAGAGCUGUGGCUACUACAUGAGGGUUGUCUUCUUCUUCUCCUCUCUGAUCCAGUCACUCAUCAUCGUCAGCCUGGUGCUCUUCCUGGUCUACGGGAGCUCCCCAGACGCGGCGGCCGAGAGCCGGGUCAAGGACCUGGAGAAGAGCUUCAACCACCUCUCCAUUGACAACAUCAACCUCCGGCAGCAGGGAAAGAACCUGACGAAGCUCCUGAACGCCACCCUGACUGACAAGAUGCGCAACGACAAAUAUAUGAUGAGUCUGCGUCAGGUGGCAAACGGGUCUGGCAUGUUCAUCGCCAAUCUCAAAGGACUAGUGACUCAGUGUGAAAAUGAUAAGGGAAUAUGUCAGAUUCAACUUAGAAUGAGCCAAUGCUUCAGGGCCAUGCCCCCAAAUGAAAACCAGGUCCAGCAGCUGGAGCAGUUGCUAAAGCUAGUGAGCUCCAACUUCAGUCAGACGGUGCAGUUCAUGAGGAUGGAGAUGGAGAACACAGCCAUGGACCGGGACACCCUGACCCUGGAGGCCAUCUUCCUCCGGAGGGACAAGACCUUCCUGCAGAGACAACUGGAGGGCUACAGGAAGAAGUGCAAGGAGGACUUUGUCCAAUCCCUGGCCGGCAUCUCCGACGUCUCUAAAGCCUUCCUGUUGAAGAUCGACAACCUUCUGCCCAAUGUCAGCCCCUUCCUGCUCACCUGCGAGAAGCAGCUCCACCACCUGGACCAGAUCCGCAACAACUGCACGGGUCUGUCCCGCGAGGUGGAGAACAAGUUCCAGCAAUACCUGAACAAGGUGGGCUCUCAGAUAUUGGAGAUUGAGGGUUGCAGUGCCAGACUGCAGGCAGAUAAAGACCAGCUGAAGGAGGUCUACGACUGGUGCAGCUACAACCGCAGUGCCAUGGCCCUGGAGCACCGCGAGAAGCUUCAGAAGACCCAGGAGAAAUACGACCGAGAGACGGAGAGGCUGCUGAUGGAUAGCAGAAGGCUGCAGGGGGACAAGGAGCUACAGGAGACGGUGAUGAAGGUGAAGGAGGGCGAGAUCGGCAUUCUCAAGGACAAGAUGAAUAACCUCAACACCUCACUGGUCAACUGUGGCUCCAGGACCGGAAUGGGUAACCCAGGAAUGUCCGUACCAAAUCAGACUGGACCCUGGAGUAGCAGGCAUGGGAUGGGUGACCCUGGCUCAACUGGGAAUGGAUUUGGCAGUGCAGGGGCAGAUGGGACAGGGACAGGUAACAAGCCAGGCUCAACUAACCAAUUUGGUAAUACAGGAAUGGGAAGGACAGGGUCAAGUUCAAGUUCUACUGCAUUGGGUUCGUUAGGGCCAGAAAAAGUGUGGGCAGGUCGAACAGGGACAGGCGCGACAGGAGAGUUGGGUGCAAUGAGUUACGCAGGGAUGGGGGAGGCAGGGUUGAGUGCAACAGGGCAGGGCAACAGGGGGCCAACCGAAAUGGGUUUGGAGGCUACAGGUGGGUGGGGUUCCACAGGAAUGGGUAACACAGGGAUGGGUGGGGAAGGGUCUAGUGUAACAGGGCAAGGUAAAAGGGGGUCAACCGCUGGAACAGAAUUGGGUGCUGGAACUGGUGGGUGGGGUGCUUCUGCAACAGGAAACGACAACACAGGACUGGGUAGGUCCGGGUCAAGUGCUUCGUCAUCAUCAGGCGCCACAAGGAUGAACGGUUCAGGAAUGGACGGCUCGAAAGGUUUAGCACAUAUCAAUCAACACUUACGAGAACUGCAGCAGUAUUCUAAUGCCGACUCCGGCUCAGAGUGAGUUCAUAUACCCUCUGGGUAUUUAAAGUCUCUGGGUAAUCCAUGACAUUUCAGAGGAAAAUGGAGGAAAACCUAUAAAACCCAGUCUCCUCAUAUUGAGUUCUGGUUUGUCAAUAUACAGUACCAGUCAAAAGUUCACCUACUCAUUCCAGGGGUUUUCUUUAUUUUUUACUAUUUUCUAUGUUGUAGAAUAA